UAUAAUUAGAUCCACCACCAAGACUUGGGCAAGUCCUCUACGUUCAACCGAACAUAAUUUUUGGAACACUUGACUCAAAUGGAGCAAAAGCAUUUUGUAUUUGUCCACGGAGCUUGCCAUGGAGCUUGGAGCUGGUUCAAGAUCAAGCCCCUGCUCGAGGCUGCUGGCCACCGUGUAACGCUGCUGGACAUGGCUGCCUCGGGAAUCCACAGGAAGGUCAUCCAAGAUGUGCACUCCAUUGUAGACUACUCCGAGCCUUUGUUGAAGGCCAUGGCCUGUCUUCCUCCAAAUCAAAAGGUGAUAUUGGUGGGUCAUAGCCUUGGCGGCUUCAACUUGGCUGUGGCUAUGGAGAGGUUCCCGGACAAGAUAGCUGCCUCUGUUUUCGUGGCGGCCUUUGUCCCUGACACUAACCACAAGCCUUCCUAUGUCCUAGAUCAGUACAAUGAGCAAACCCCCCUGGAAGCUUGGCUAGACACUCAGUUUAGUCCUUAUGGAACCGAAGCUGAGCCUUCAACAUCAAUGUUUUUUGGACCCAAUUUCGUGGCCAAGAAGCUCUACCAACUCUCCCCUCCCGAGGAUUUAGCACUGGGGCUGAGUCUUCUGAGGCCAAGUUCAUUGUUCAUGCAAGACUUGUCAAAGGCAAACAAUUUCUCCAAGCAAAAAUAUGGAUCCGUGAAGAAAGUAUACAUCGUUUGUACUGAAGACAAAGGAAUCCCAGAGGAGUUCCAAAAGUGGAUGAUCCACAACGUUGGGAUUGAAAAUGUGAUGGAAAUAAACGGGUCUGAUCACAUGCCCAUGUUUUGCAAGCCUCGCCAGCUUCUCCACUGUCUCCUUCAGGUUGCUGUCAGCUGCGCCUAAUCCUGAUUUUACUUCCAACUCCUCUGAGAUAAACGAAACGGAAGGCAAUAAUAAUAAAUGUUCUAUAGUUCUGCAAGUUUCUCUAAAUGCUGGGUUUGGCAUGUUAUGAUAUGGAGUGCUUGGUUCAUUAUUGGGAAUGCGUGUCAACGUGUUUCUUUCAGUACCUAAAACUUGUUAUUACCAUACCUUUUAUAAUUCUGCACGUCUUCCUUAAUUUGGGGUUUGUGAUUUUAUGAUAUGAUCCAUGAUUGGGCAUGCGUGU
Molecule: messenger RNA, 1120 nt
Organism: Cucurbita maxima (winter squash)
Lineage: Eukaryota; Viridiplantae; Streptophyta; Magnoliopsida; Cucurbitales; Cucurbitaceae
Product: salicylic acid-binding protein 2-like
Exons: 3
Coding region: 79-858 (259 amino acids)
Biological process (GO): jasmonic acid metabolic process; salicylic acid metabolic process
Molecular function (GO): methyl salicylate esterase activity; methyl indole-3-acetate esterase activity; methyl jasmonate esterase activity
Source: RefSeq, a predicted model, not a curated record